This is a messenger RNA of Zasmidium cellare ATCC 36951, 690 nucleotides long. RefSeq lists its product as uncharacterized. The record is from RefSeq and is a predicted model, not a curated record. The coding region runs from base 1 to 690 and encodes 229 amino acids. NCBI's taxonomy places the organism in Eukaryota, Fungi, Ascomycota, Dothideomycetes, Mycosphaerellales, Mycosphaerellaceae. The transcript is spliced from 2 exons.
AUGCCACUCGAGGAACCGAUCACAGACGACUACGUGGCCGAAGUCCUUAGGCGAGACGCACAACGCAAAGAUCAAAGUCGCUAUCUGUCAGCCGGGCUGGGCUCGCUGCUGGGCUCCUCGAGACCGCGAAGCAAUGCGCCAAAGCCGAACACAAGAUUCUUGAGGAAUAUAGUCAAAGAAGCCGACAGUCAUAAUGCUGCUGUUCGAAGGAAAGAGGAGGAGGAAUCGAAAGAGCGCCUGCGUGGAUUGAAGCGGGAUCGAAGUGGUCGAGCGAAGGAGCAGCCGGAUCUCGAAACCGGCCCUAAGCCACCGCCCAAAAUCAAGACCCGAGGACGAGGCGCAGAUAGCAGCUCCGCCAUGGACUCCCGUUUUGACCCAAACUACGACCCCAAAAUGGAUGUGGGCUUGGAACAGGACGAAGACGGCGAUGACUGGGAUAUGGCGCUGGAGGCUUUGCGAGAUCGUGCUAAAUGGAGGAAAUCUGGGCCAGAUCGCUUGCGCGCGGCGGGCUUCACAGAUGAUGAGGUGGCGAAUUGGGAGAAGGGUGGUAGUGGGAGAGAUGAUGGAGAGAAGGACAUCAGCGAUGUUAGGUGGAACAAGAAGGGUGAGGGGAGGGAGUGGGAUCGAGGGAAGACCAUGGAUGGAGGCAGAGUUGAUGUCAAGGCUGAGUGGGGCAGAUUGAAAGAUUGA